AUGGACGAGGGCGUCGGGGAGGCAGUGGACCCUAUCGAGCAGCAGAUGGAGCAAAAUCUCCUGAUUGGAUCGAAAUCGAUCGAGCUCGGAGACAACAACGAGAAGAAAUCAUCCGAAGAAAACACAGAAGCUCUUCAGCCGCGAAACGAACGCGCGGAUACACGCCUGAGAGCCACAUUGAUGAAACUUCAAGUUCAAAUUUACAAACCGAGCGAUAUGCUGGGCAUGCGACCUUAUAUGGCCUCUCAUGGAAGACCUCGCGGCGGCCGGAAGUGCCGAAAACGAACGUUUGAAGUGGUGAACUGGGAGACUUGUAGUCAGCGGCCUCAUAAGCGCGAGAACGACCAGGUCGGCAUCUGGCAUUGGACGGGCGACAGGAAGCAGAUCCGAGACGUUUGUCGCUGCACGAAUGGGGCCGUCUUCCUGCAA
Mesorhabditis spiculigera is the source of this 429-nucleotide messenger RNA. The record is from the annotation of a GenBank genome assembly. NCBI's taxonomy places the organism in Eukaryota, Metazoa, Nematoda, Chromadorea, Rhabditida, Rhabditidae.